GCUCCUUUUCCCCCCAUAUAUAUCCUUCCCUCGCCAUCUACGUCCCGCCGGCAAUUCUGCAACAAGAACAAAGAAAGAAAGACAGGAUGAGCACAAACGGCCAAGAGCAACAGCAACCCCAAGCCCAAGCCCAGGUACCGACGCUCCAGCCUCACCACCCGCUCCUGGGGCUUUAUGAAGCGUAUAUAGCACAGCGGGAGAUCAAGUUGACUGUGCAAGGCAAGAUCGCUAGUUCCAAGGGCGAUUUCGCGGUGGUGGAUGAUGAAGGCCUGGUGGUAUUCGUAUCGCACGAUGAUCCUGAUCCGGUAGUCAAAGGCGCCAAGCACAUUGCGGAUACACACGGCCAGCCACUGUUAACAAUCGCCAAAGACAAGUCGUUGCUCCACAAGCGAUAUAUCGUGACGGAUGCGAAAGGGGAGGAGAUUAUCAAGGUGGGGCAUAAUCACAAGUCUGUUAAAACAAGCAUAGACGCCCAUUUUACAAACGCCUCUGACAACGUCGCGCACGAGCUCAAAGUCAAGGGGAACUGGACGAGCAAGGCGUUUGAUAUAACGCUGGAUAGUGGGGCGGCGGUGGCGAGGGUUGAUCGGGGUGUCAUGCAGAGUUGGGGGCAGCAUUACUCGGUGACGAUCGCCCCAGGCGUCGAUAUCGCGCUGGUGACCGCCAUCGUCAUCUGCCUCGCUUCGUCCUUUGUGGAGGAAGAGGUCGCUGUCACGGAGGCAUGAUGACGCUUGAAAUAUGUAGGAGAGUUUUCAUGAAUAGGAAGAAGAGGGAGAGGGGAUGGUCUGGGAAUAGGGGAUAUGGAAAGUGGGGAAUGGGGGUGUACUACAAUAGGUGGUCGCAGUAGUGGUAUCGGAGAAG
Molecule: messenger RNA, 861 nt
Organism: Cryptococcus amylolentus CBS 6039
Lineage: Eukaryota; Fungi; Basidiomycota; Tremellomycetes; Tremellales; Cryptococcaceae
Exons: 5
Coding region: 87-725 (212 amino acids)
Source: RefSeq, a predicted model, not a curated record